UCUCCCCUAAGGUGCCUGCUCGGGCGAUUGCGAAGCGCCCAUCUUCCCAGUGCGGGCAAAACCUGGAGAGGUGGAAUCCCCCUCCCGGAGCGCCGGCGGCACUGAGCAUGCUCCGUUGUCAGGCAGGUUCGGAGCUGUGAGGAGCUUUUGCGCCUCACGGAUUCUCCUCCUGCCGCGCGUUCUCCUCCCCAGCCGGGAGCCGGCGCAUGAUGGCGGCAGCGACAGGGAGCGCCAGCGGCGGCGGCGGUGGCGGUGGCGGUAGCAGUAGCAGCGACACGUCAAGCACUGGCGAGGAGGAGAGGCUGCGGAGCCUCUUCCAGACGUGCGACGGGGACGGGGACGGCUACAUCAGCAGAAAUGACUUGUUGAUGGUCUGUCGCCAACUGAAUAUGGAAAGUUCUGUGGCCGAGAUCAUGAAUCAACUGGGUGCAGAUGAAAAUGGGAAGAUUUCCUUUCAGGAUUUUACAAGGUGCCGCAUGCAACUCAUUAGAGAAAUUAAGAAGGAGGAAGUAGAGCUUUCUAUGGAGUCAGACAACUCCUGUAAAAAGAAGCUGAGGGAUAGAAUUGCUUCCUGGCCCACAAGCAGUGACAACAGUUUGGACCUAGGUGCCUUAUUCGCGGCCAGGGAGAGCUGGGAAUACGACUCAGGUGCCAGGGACCUCCAGAGCCCGGACUUGCAGAGCCAGUCAGCGCUGGCCCUGCAGAAGCUGCUCGAGUAUAGCGGAAGCUCUCUGCGUCAGCAGGCUGCUCUCCACAAACUGCUCACACAGUCUCCACACUUUGGCAACUCUGUAGGACGAAGCUGUCUAGAGCUGGCCAAUACGCUCCAUUUGGCAGCCCUGGCAUCACUAAAGGGAGAUAUAGUGGAGCUUAAUAAACGUCUGCAGCAAACAGAACGGGAACGGGACCUUCUGGAAAAGAAAUUGGCCAAGGCACAGUGUGAGCAGUCCCACCUCAUGAGAGAGCAUGAGGAUGUCCAGGAGAGAACGACGCUUCGGUAUGAGGAACGCAUCACGGAACUCCACAGCAUCAUUGCUGAGCUCAAUAAGAAGAUAGACCGCUUGCAAGGCACCACCAUCAGGGAAGAAGAUGAGUAUUCAGAGCUGCGAUCGGAGCUCAGCCAGAGCCAACAUGAGGUCAAUGAGGACUCUCGAAGCAUAGACCAAGACCAGACCUCUGCCUCCAUCCCCGAAAACCAGUCCACCAUGGUCACUGCUGACAUGGAUAACUGCAGUGACCUCAACUCGGAACUGCAGAGGGUGUUGACGGGGCUGGAGAAUGUCGUGUGUGGCAGGAAGAAGAGCAGCUGCAGCCUGUCCGUGGCCGAGGUGGACAGGCACAUCGAGCAGCUCACCACAGCCAGCGAGCACUGCGACCUGGCCAUUAAGACGGUUGAGGAGAUUGAGGGGGUGCUCGGCAGAGAUCUGUAUCCCAGCCUGGCUGAGGAGCGGUCCCGCUGGGAGAAGGAGCUGGCUGGCCUAAGGGAAGAGAACGAGAGCCUGACCGCCAUGCUGUGCAGCAAAGAGGAGGAGCUCAACAGGACCAAGGCCACCAUGAACGCCAUCCGGGAGGAGCGGGACCGGCUCCGCAGGAGGGUUCGAGAGCUUCAAACUCGACUACAGAGCGUGCAGGCCACAGGCCCCUCCAGCCCUGGCCGCCUCACUUCCGCCAACCGCCCAGUUAACCCCAGCACUGGGGAGCUGAGCACCAGCAGUAGCAGCAAUGACAUCCCCAUUGCCAAGAUUGCUGAAAGGGUGAAGCUCUCAAAGACAAGGUCCGAAUCCUCAUCAUCUGAUCGGCCAGUCCUGGGCUCAGAAAUCAGUAGCAUAGGGGUAUCCAGCAGCGUGGCGGAACACCUGGCCCACUCUCUUCAGGACUGCUCCAACAUCCAGGAGAUCUUCCAGACACUCUACUCGCAUGGAUCUGCCAUCUCUGAAAGCAAAAUUAGAGAGUUUGAGGUGGAAACAGAACGGCUGAAUAGCCGUAUUGAACACCUCAAAUCCCAAAACGACCUCCUGACCAUAACCCUGGAGGAAUGCAAAAGUAACGCCGAGAGGAUGAGUAUGCUGGUGGGAAAGUACGAAUCCAACGCCACGGCGCUGCGGCUGGCCUUACAGUACAGUGAGCAGUGCAUAGAAGCCUAUGAACUCCUCCUGGCCCUGGCCGAGAGUGAGCAGAACCUCAUCCUGGGGCAGUUCCGAGCCGCUGGUGUGGGCUCCUCUGCUGGAGACCAGUCAGGGGAUGAAAACAUCACUCAGAUGCUCAAGCGAGCUCACGAUUGCCGGAAGAUGGCUGAGAACGCUGCCAGAGCCCUGCUGAUGAAGCUGGACGGCACCUGCGGGGGAGCCUUUGCAGCAGCCAGCUGCAGUGUGCAACCCUGGGAGAGCCUCUCCUCCAACAGCCACACCAGCACAACCAGCUCUACAGCCAGUAGCUGUGAUACCGAGUUCACUAAAGAAGAUGAGCAAAGGCUGAAGGAUUAUAUCCAGCAGCUCAAGAACGACAGGGCAGCCGUCAAGCUGACCAUGUUGGAGCUGGAAAGCAUCCACAUCGAUCCCCUCAGCUACGACGUCAAGCCUCGGGGAGACAGCCAGCGGCUGGAUCUCGAAAACGCCGUGCUGAUGCAGGAGCUCAUGGCCAUGAAGGAGGAGAUGGCUGAGCUGAAGGCCCAGCUCUACCUACUGGAGAAAGAGAAGAAGGCCCUGGAGCUGAAGCUGAGCACUCGGGAGGCCCAGGAGCAGGCCUACCUCGUGCACAUCGAGCACCUGAAGUCUGAGGUGGAGGAGCAGAAGGAGCAGCGGGCACGUUCCCUCAGCUCCACCAGCAGUGGCAGCAAAGACAAGGCUGGCAAGGAGUGUGGUGACGCUGGCUCCCCAGCUCUAUCACUGGCCGAAUUAAAGACGGCGUGCAACGAGAGUGAGCUGGCUGCGGAGUUCGCCAAUGCCAUCCGUCGAGAAAAGAAGUUGAAGGCCAGAGUUCAAGAGCUAGUGAGCGCCUUGGAAAGACUCACCAAGAGCAGUGAAAUCCGACACCAGCAAUCAGCAGAGUUUGUUAAUGACCUAAAACGGGCCAACAGCAACCUAGUGGCUGCCUAUGAGAAAGCAAAGAAGAAGCAUCAGAACAAACUGAAGAAGUUGGAGUCUCAGAUGAUGGCCAUGGUGGAGAGACAUGAGACCCAAGUGCGGAUGCUCAAGCAAAGAAUAGCUCUGCUGGAGGAGGAGAAUUCAAGGCCACACACCAAUGAAACUUCACUUUAAUAGGCUUUCAGGCACUACAAUUCUGCUUGUGGAAACUAAACUAUAGCAGGCCACUGAGGGGAGGAGGGCCCCAGGGAACAGAGUACCUGUUGGGAAAACCAAUAAAGGGAAGGUUGGCAGGCAGAUCAGCACUUGGAUAAUGGAAUGCCUUGGUCUUAACCCUGGGGGGAGUUGCCAUGUUGACACUGUAUGGACAAUUUCCAGGGUGGGAUCCUGUUCCCUCCCAGGCCCUUAGUGGUAAAUGCAUACUGUGUGCCGUGCUCAAGCAGUACCUUGCUUCUGCUCUCAGCACUCACUUGUUCAUUCUGCAACCUUUUCUUCAAGUUCUGGAGGCUGUGCAUCAACUGGAUCCUAGUCAUACGCUUUAUAGGAUUUUCCAUUCUUCUUUUUGGUAAACAGUGGGCUUAUCUUCUGCAUCCAGUUUCUCCUUUCUUCCUUCUUUAGAGGAAAAUGACACAUGGCUGGGGGGAGGGGGGUGUCCAACAUCUAGAAGAACUGCUGGUUUGCUUAUUGCAACAAGGCUUUGGUUUUUAAGUCCCGCAUAUCAACUCCAAAAUACAGGCUGUCACUCAGAAGGCUCUAUCUUGGAGUUACAGAUCACACAGGAAGGUGGCACACAGGUGCCAAUUAUAUAUCCAGAGACACUCAAGUUAGAAGUAAGGCAACCCCAGAGUUGUGUCUGAACAAUUCUGUAUUGAAAGGAUAAAAAUUUUCUUUACCUUUCAUAUUGGAGGCAGGGGUUGAAAAGCAGAGAAGCAUUUUUUAGCACUUUAUUCCCCCCAGUCAGACAUAAUUACUGCUCUGUAUGAAAUCAAAACUGAUCCACAUAGCUUUGGACACAUCUCUAUUUCUCUAAGAGUUAGAGGCUGUGCAUUAUCAAACAAUGAGUGUUUUACAAAGCUGGUCCACCUAUUUUAAGGUUGCUACUGAACCCCCAGUUCAAGAAUUCACUACUUUCAUCAUAGGGGUAGGCAGAUGGUUGCUAAGGCCUCCAUUCCCCACCAAGAGACACAGUAAUGGUUUGCAUUUGGUGCUUAAACAAGUUAAAUUUCAAGCAAAAUGUUGCCAGGGUUAGGCAAGACCAAAGUAUCUGAAUUCUUUCAGGAAGGUCUAACAUCUUAAAUUCUUUAUUCCUUUUUCAGUGUAACUCCUGUUUCACCCCUCCCUUCUUUGUUUUUCUGCAGCUGCCCUAUAUUUUAAAGGCCAAAGACCCCAAUGAGAAAGGUAUCUCUCAAAACACCAGUUAACUACAAACUCAAGUGCAUUCAAGUACCUGUGUCCAUGAGCUAAAGGUCUGUUCUCAAGAGUGUGAUUCGAGUUCCUCAGCCUCCUGCACGACAGAAAGGGAUAAUCCAGCCACCACCAAGGAAGGGCAGGGCAGUUCUAUCCCAAAAGCAAUCUGCUUUCUUUCUCAGGCCAACAGUGAGGCUGCCCUGUUUGGGGGGUGGGGGAGGAGGCAUCAUCUGAUAGCUUUUGGGUGCUUUGUGAAAAUGCCCACUGGCUCCCAUUUCUGUUUGCAUUUAUCAUUUAGUCAAAUUGGUUCUUGUAAGCAAUUUUUUAAAUCAGUUUUUACUCUGGAUAAAUUUGCUUUUGUCUCAUGGAAAAUGUUGUAGCUAAAAAGUACUGAAAAAAAAAAAACUAUAUAAUAGAUGAACUCAUGGUUUUCACCAUUUUCACAGCUUGCCUAAAGAAAUGUCUUUCCCUGAGCAAACUGGGAUGUGCAUAGUGGUGAACUAUUCAUAGCGCUUUUAUCGAAUGAACAGAUUUCAAAACGGAUAGUUUUCUUUUUCACCAACAAGGCACUGAAAAAUGUGGUUAAAGCCAGAAUAAAAUCCUGCUAGCUGACCUAUAGCUACCAUUUUUGCUCCAAGUUAAAACAGAGAACCCACACUUUUAGGGUCAUGUAAUUCCUCCAGACAAGAGACAUCUCAGCUCCUCCAUUCUGGGCCCCCACUAUUACUGAUUCUACCUGGCCUUAUUUUGAGUUUAUACUUCAAUAUACUACUCUAAAAUAUGUGGUGACUGGCUGAAAACUAUUUCCCAGGCAAAAGUGUUACUUUUAUAAAUGUGUAGAAUAAAAGAAUUUAUUAAAUGGUUGAUUUCCUUUCCUUGCAUCUUUUAAAUCCUAACAAACAAUACAUGUUGAAGUUGAACCACCAGACACUUGAUUAAUCUCAUUGAUUAGAUAAAUGAUUUUCAGGUGCCUGGGUAACUUUUUGUAUAACCUUGCUUUCCCUCAAUUUUUCUCUGAACAGGAGCUGAUUAUACUCCCUCAGGGGUAUAAACAAUGACUUGUUUCUAGCUUGUAGGUUUAAAAACCUUCAGUUUCAUAUUUUUAAUCAUUUUGUUCCAGUUUCCUCAGUAGUUACCCCUUUUAGGCAAUCACCUUCUCUGUUCAGAGUUAAGUCUUGGGCUCUUGGUGAAAUGGGCAUUGGAAAAAAGGACCCCAUUUCACAGUUCCACUGAAUUAAGGCAAACAAACCUGAGUUUUCAAAAAGUCACAGGCAAGAGACUUGUGUUCCUAGCUAGAGUGCGAUCACUGCUUUGGGUCUACCAGCUACCAAAGUUGCCAUGGACUUGUAAGCAGUAAGAUUCCUCUUUGAGAUCUGCACCAAAAGUUAUUUAUGAUGAUUAAAUAUCUUAUGUAAUCAGACAAUUGAGAUAUAUCACACCCUCCCUGGCUCUCAUGCUCCAGCCCUAGAUGUAUACUAGAUGUUUCAUUGUUGCCAAUGGAGGCAAUUAACUGUUUUUUACUCAUUCUCAUCUGCUGGCAUGUCAGGUUUCUGAAGGUUAAUGUUCAUGAUGCCUGAAACUGGAAUGUUAACGCCAGUUAAACAUAAUUGCUAAUCCUCCUGUUAGAUGCAUGUUCUCUUUAGUAAGUCUUCCUCUGAGCCUGUAGCAGUACUUUACAGAGACCCCAGAGAAUUCUAAUUUAGAGCUUUAAUACUCACUCUAGAAACAAAGGCAGUCUCAAACUUAACAGAGUAUAGGCUUUUUCUUAAAAAUUGGUAAAACAGACAGUAAAGAUAUUACUACUCUGAGAAGAAUUUGAAACUAUUUUCCUAGUUUCUAGCUGAAUACAGAUUACAUUAUUUUAAGUGAAAAAACUGCCCCACAGUUGGUGCUGUACUAGCUCACUGGCAUGAAUUAAAAACCUUUGAGGGCUGCCUUUUCUCUACUAAAAGUGUUUUUGAUGACCUUAAAAAUUAUCCUGCUAUUAUUUUUUAAUUCUAUCAAUUACCUUAAUUCAAAGGCCUUAAGAGUUUGGGUUAAUACUGACAUGCUUAUGUUCUAAAUGAAGUGAUAAAAGACAUAACUACAAAAUACACCAAAACUUUUAAUGAUUUCUCAAAGUGUCCUUUUUCAUUAAGCUUUAAAUCAUUUGCAAAUGAGUGAUAGAGAGUAUGCCCAUCCAGUCUAUAUAUAAAAUUAAAGUGGAAAAAUCAUGUUCAGUAAGUUUACAGCUGCACCCACUUCAAGAGGCAACAAAUAGAACUAUAGCGAAAAGUUUUUAGCAUCCAAAAGGAGAUAAAUUUCUCUGGUUUAAAUUCUGCACUUGAACCUUAAUGAGGGUGCAACUAUAGGCUUCCCAAGGUUUUCUGUAGGGGCAAAGGGAUGCUGCAUAGUAACAUUUUUGUUUUUCUGCGGAUGACAGCUUUGUAGGAUGCUAUUUAAAAACAAAUAACAGCAAACUCCAGGGUUGGGAGUAAGUCAUACAGCAAUUAUUUUUCUACUUACCCAACAGAACAGCAUAUUUGACAAGGAACAAUAAAAAUCACCACCUUUCUACUUCUGGGUACUGCUUUGUAAAAGAAGCAAUACUUGUUACAGAAGAAAAAUUUUGCCUUUCCUGAACAAGCAGUUCUUCUUGAAAUUUAUCAAAAUCCUACUCCAGUUAAUUGAAACCUUGUGUUUAAAUAGGCUCAGUAAAGUUAGCUCUGAACCUGUGGCCUUCUGAAGAACCUCCUGCUUCAUACACUUGAUGUUACUAAUUAAAUGUAUCUGCAUUCACUGAGAGAGAAAUGCCUUAGUGAAUCAGUUAAGAACCAGACUUACCAAUUCAUGAAAUGCUGGCUUGCUAUUACCACAGAACAUGCAGCAGCUGUUAAAAUACAAUUGAAUGAAAAAGGAUGCAAGUUGAAUGGCAGCUGUUCAUGCAUUCUUGUUUUGCUAAUACCUGUGUAGUUUCACAAGCAAAUGACCAUUACAUUUUUGGUUAAAUGUAUAUAUUGAUUAUAUUGGAUAAAUUCUCUAUCACAUUGAAUCUGAGUGAGAUUUUACAUGUGACUAAGAACAAAAAUAAAUAGAUCACUUUGACCCAGCAAUAGCAACUGUCACCAGAUAACCAGAUCCUUGACUAGUAGUACUUUGACUUUCCAUGCUAAGGUUAACUACGAAGCACUCAUCCAUUAAUCACCUAAAAUAUAAGAUCAGCAGAAUACAACAAAAGCUAUAUUCAAAAUCCCCCUACAUUCACAAAUACCCUGCUAAUUGUUUAGUUGUUCUCACUCUACUAUCCACUUUUGCAUUUUUAGCAAAUCAAAUCCAUAUGGAAAAAUGUUCUUUUUGUAGAACUCAUAUAAAUUCACUUAGAGUGCUCGAGGUAGAACUGGAAAGUGAAUGAAAGCCCCUAAUAAUCUGCUUUUGUUUGAACUUAAUAUAAUGAGACAGUUAACUUUUCUAUUUCUAAUCAGUUUUUAAAUAUACUGUCAAGAUUUUUUUCUUUGCAUGGGAUUUAGGUUUCCUACAUUUUGAAAACGUGCUACUUUUAUACCACUUGAAUUAACAGAAAAAUCUGCUUGAAUGUACUGUCAACUAUUAAAGCACAUGUGACUAAGUUUGCAUUUAGUUAGUAUUGUUUUACUGUUUGUAUUGAUAGUCUCAAACUUUAAAGCUGCCUCUCAGCACUGUACUAUACCUUGCAGUUUUUAAGAUUCUUGUACGCUUUAAAUGUUUCCAGAUGCCUUUAGUUUUAGCUGCUGUGAAAUAGCUACUUUGUGUUAUUUGAUAUAGGAUUGUUUAAAAAAUCUUCAUUUAUUUAUACAGAGAUUUAUAAUAUUUUACAAACAUUCUUAUAUUCUCAAUAAAUAUUUCUAAUGCCAUGAUGUA
Molecule: messenger RNA, 8366 nt
Organism: Choloepus didactylus (southern two-toed sloth)
Lineage: Eukaryota; Metazoa; Chordata; Mammalia; Pilosa; Megalonychidae
Gene: MCC
Product: MCC regulator of WNT signaling pathway
Exons: 19
Coding region: 207-3257 (1016 amino acids)
Biological process (GO): negative regulation of canonical Wnt signaling pathway
Cellular component (GO): cytoplasm
Molecular function (GO): calcium ion binding
Source: RefSeq, a predicted model, not a curated record